Drosophila mojavensis is the source of this 1083-nucleotide messenger RNA. RefSeq names its product cytochrome c oxidase subunit 4 isoform 1, mitochondrial (gene COX4L). Lineage: Eukaryota; Metazoa; Arthropoda; Insecta; Diptera; Drosophilidae. Gene Ontology annotation, biological process: mitochondrial electron transport, cytochrome c to oxygen. The transcript is spliced from 2 exons. The record is from RefSeq and is a predicted model, not a curated record. The coding region runs from base 158 to 754 and encodes 198 amino acids.
GACAGUCAGUCAGUAAGAUUUAUUUGCCUGGAGCACAGGCAUCAUUUCUCCGGAAAACAAAAAAAAAAAAAAAAAAAAAUCCAGAAAAACAAAAAAUUAAAUUAAUUUUCCAGAAAUUCUGCAAAUACGAAUAGCUGCAUAUUCGAGCGCGUCCACGAUGAACUCGCUGCGUUGCGCCGGCUGCCGUUUGCCGGGAGCUGCCGUUGCUGUCAUUGCCGGGGCGGCCAAAUCGGUUGGCGGCGCCCAUCGUGCCCGCAGUGCGGAUCUGCGGCUGAUGCGCCGUUUCACCCAUCACGAUGGCACCCGAGUGAUGAGCGGUAAGCGCGAAGUUGUGGGCUAUGGCGUCAAUGGCAGCCCCAACUACAUUGACUGCUCGGACUUUCCAUUUCCGGCCAUACGCUAUCGCGAGGUCACGCCGGAGAUCUGCGCGAUGCGCGAAAAGGAGCAGGGCGACUGGAAGAAGCUAUCGCUGGACGAAAAGAAGUCCCUGUAUCGUCAUAGCUUUUGCCAGACCUAUGCGGAGUUCCAGUACUUUAUGCCCGAAUGGAAGCUGGCCAUUGGCAUCACCCUUUGGGCCAUAUCCUUUGCCAUGCUCAUCUCGCUGGUCUCCAAUGUGGCCAUCUAUGAUGAUUUGCCAAUCACCUACGAUGAUGAGCAUCGGCAGGCGCAGCUGCGUCGCAUCAUACAGCUGCAAAUGAAUCCCAUAACAGGACUCUCCUCCAAAUGGGAUUACAGCCAGAACAAGUGGAAGUGAUUGUAAGACAAAAAUCAAGACAAAAAAAAAAAAACAAGACAAAAACACACACACAGACACACGCACACACACCUUGAAUGAAAUGCUGCACAAUAGUAACAUUACCACAAGCUCAUAUUUUCGUACACACUCACACAGAUAAGCACCCAUACACACAUACUCAGACAUGCCCCCAUUAACACACUCAUACACACACACACCCACACAGGCGAAGAGAGAAAAAAAUACUCGCACACAUACACAGAGACAUGUUGAGCUUCGAACAUAUGUUAAAUAACUGUUAAUUUUAGUUGAAUGCAUAUUAAAUUUCAUGACGAACAUUCCAAAAA